Messenger RNA from Quercus robur (English oak), 900 nucleotides. RefSeq lists its product as uncharacterized. NCBI's taxonomy places the organism in Eukaryota, Viridiplantae, Streptophyta, Magnoliopsida, Fagales, Fagaceae. The transcript has 5 exons. The record is from RefSeq and is a predicted model, not a curated record. Bases 1 to 900 code for a protein of 299 amino acids.
AUGGAGCCAACAACUGAGAAGCCAAAUGAUAAUGUCGGAGAUCUCAACAAGCCCUUCCGUUUUAAGGGAGCUCAUUUCAAAAGAUGGAAAGCCAAGGUCCUUUUCUAUCUAAGCCUUCUUAAGGUAGCCUAUGUCCUCACUGAGAAGAAUCCAAACAAGGUUUCUACUGAUGACAUGACCGAAGAUGAACUCUAUGACCAUCAAGAAAAACAAAUAAAUCAUUUCUAUGAUUAUUAUAAUACUACACACACUUCUGUAAAGAAAAUUUGGAAAGCUUUACAGAGCAAAUAUGACACUGAAGAGGUUCAAGACUUUCAAAUGAUCGUGGUAGAAGUUAGAUCAGAAGGCAUAAAGAUUGAGGACAACCUUGUUGUGGCUGGCAUCAUUGACAAGCUCCCACCAUCAUGGAAAGACUUCCAAAAAUCAAUGCACCACAAGCAAAAUGAGACGUCCCUAGAAUCCUUGAUCACUCUAGAGGAGGAAGCUAGAGGACAAGAUGAACUUAUAACACAAGAGGGUAAUGGACAUUCUACCAUUAAGAGUGGUCAUUCACGAACGGGUCCAGCCUUUGAUUCAAUCAAGGUUGCUAGGCAGCCUUCAUCACUUGAACGAAUCUCAUGUGUUCGAAUUGUAGAACAACUCGUGCUCUUCUCUCAUUGUAGAGAGAAAAAGAUCCUAAUGUCUUGUUGCAGUAAAUAUUCACUGCAACAAUGCUUCACAGAAAUGGUUUUCAGAAAGUUCAAUCUAGGUUCUGAUAGUCUCUCGUAUGCUUAUGUAUUUGUGGUUGAUAGGGUAGCAGUAGAUACCUCUUUGAUGGGCAGCACAUUCAAUUGUCCGUGGCACAUGCUGAAUGUGCUUCUGAUUGUUUUGUAUGGUCGGAAGAUUUGUGUGCCUAUGUAG